GUCACUAUGGAGCUCUAUGGGGUCACUAUGGAGCUCUAUGGGGUCUCUAUGGAGCUCUAUGGCGUCAUUAUGGACUCUUAUGGUGUCGCAAUGGAGCUCUAUGGGGUCACUAUGGAGCUCUAUGGGUUCACUAUGCAGCUCUAUAGGGUCACUAUGGAGCUUUAUGGGGUCACUAUGGAGCUCUUAUGAGGUCACUAUGGAGCUCUUAUGGGCUCUUAUGGGGUCUCUAUGAAGCUCUAUGGGGUAACUAUGGAGCUCUAUGGGGUCACUAUGGGGCUCUUACGGGGUCACUAUGGAGCUCUAUGGGGUCACUAUGGAGCUCUAUGGGGUCACUAUGGAGCUGUUAUGGGGUCACAAAGGAGCUCUUAUGGGGUCACUAUGGAGCUCUAUGGUGUCACUAUGGAGCUCUAUGGGGUCACUAUGCAGCUCUAUGGGGUCACUAUGGAGCUCUAUGGGGUCACUGUGGAACUCUAUGGAGUCACUAUGGAGCUCUAUGGGAACACUAUGGAGCUCUAUGGGGUCACUAUGGAGCUUUAUGGGGUCGGGUCACUAUGUAGCUCUUAUGGGGUCUCUAUGGAGCUCUAUGGGGUCACUAUGGAGCUCUAUGGGAACACUAUGGACUGUUAUGGGGUCACUGUGGAGCUCUAUGGGAUCACUGUGGGGCUCUAUGGGGUCUCUAUGGAGCUCUAUGGGGUCAAUAUGGAGCUCUAUGGGAUCUCCAUGGAGCUCUGUGGGGUCACUAUUGAGCUCUAUGGGGUCACUAUGGAGCUCUAUGGGUUCACUAUGCAGCUCUAUAGGGUCACUAUGGACUCUUAUGGGGUAUCUAUGGAGCUUUAUGAGGUCUCUAUGGAGCUCUAUGGGGUAACUAUGGAGCUCUAUGGGGUCACUAUGGAGCUCUAUGGGGUCACUAUGGAGCUCUUAUGGGGUCACAAUGGAGCUCUUAUGGGGUCACUAUGGAGCUCUAUGGGGUCACCAUGGAGCUUUAUGGGGUCACUAUGGAGCUCUAUGGGGUCACUAUGGACUCUUAUGGGGUCACUAUGGAGCUCUAUGUGGUCACUAUGGAGCUCUACGGGAUCUCUAUGGAGCUCUAUGGGGUCACUACGGAGCUCUGUGGGGUCACUAUGGAGCUCUAUGGGGUCACUAUGGAGCUCUAUGGGAACACUAUGGGCUCUUAUGGGGUCACUAUGGAGCUCUAUGGGGUCACUAUGGAGCUCUAUGGGGUCUCUAUGGAGCUCUAUGGGGUCACUCUAUAGGGUCACUAUGGAGCCUUAUGGGGUUACUAUGGAGCUCUUAUGGGCUCUAUGGGGUCACUGUGGAACUCUAUGGAGUCACUAUGGAGCUCUAUGGGAACACUAUGGAGCU
Lagopus leucura (white-tailed ptarmigan) is the source of this 1362-nucleotide messenger RNA. RefSeq lists its product as uncharacterized. Lineage: Eukaryota; Metazoa; Chordata; Aves; Galliformes; Phasianidae. The record is from RefSeq and is a predicted model, not a curated record.